Messenger RNA from Indicator indicator, 1268 nucleotides. RefSeq names its product glutamyl-tRNA amidotransferase subunit C (gene GATC). Gene Ontology annotation, biological process: glutaminyl-tRNAGln biosynthesis via transamidation; mitochondrial translation; regulation of translational fidelity. The transcript is spliced from 4 exons. The record is from RefSeq and is a predicted model, not a curated record. Gene Ontology annotation, cellular component: mitochondrion; glutamyl-tRNA(Gln) amidotransferase complex. Gene Ontology annotation, molecular function: glutaminyl-tRNA synthase (glutamine-hydrolyzing) activity. Lineage: Eukaryota; Metazoa; Chordata; Aves; Piciformes; Indicatoridae. The coding region runs from base 1 to 513 and encodes 170 amino acids.
AUGCGGGAGAUCGGUCUCGGCCGCUGGCUCCGCGCCGUGCCCCGCGUGACCCGGGGAGUCCGGGAGGGACGCCUGCCGCUGCGAGUCCCCCCUGCCCGGGCCGUGCUGAUGGCGCCCGCCGCGUCCCCCGGCCCGGUCCCGCCUCGCCCGGCAUGGCAGCACGGCGAGCAGCGCCCAUCCCCGCAGCAAACAGUGACGGUGGAAGUGCUUGAUCACUUGGAGCACCUGGCCUUGGUCGAUUUCCGUGAUUCAGAGGGCAUAGAGCGGCUGCAGAAAGCCAUCCAGUUUGCUGAUCAACUUCAUGAAGUAAACACCGAUGGCAUAGAACCAAUGGAUUCAGUCUUGGAGGACAGGUGUCUGUAUCUCAGAGAUGAUGAUGUUACAGAAGGCAACUGCACGAAAGAGCUGAUGAAAAAUGCCAGAGAGAAAGUAGAGGAAUAUUUUGUAGCACCACCAGGCAACAUCCCUUUACCAAAGCUUGAAGAACAAGACACUUUUCUGCAGGGCUCUUAGUGAAAACCCAGGACCCAAACAACCGCUUUGGUAUUUUAUUUGGGAAGCCAAGUUUUGUGCAAUCACAGCUGGAAUACCCUGGCAUGUGUUUUGAUCAAAAGAAGAGCACUUGCAAGACAAUUUACGGAAGAAGGACAAUGUAAGAAGUUUAGUAGUGCUACCGAAAUAUCCUAUCUUUAGGAUGCUAAGGCAGCAUGACAGGUGACCUCAGUGCUUUUAUUUAACAAAGUGAAUUUGAUGUUAUUCUUAAAAAUACUGAAUAGCUUAAAGGCCCUAAAAAGAACUUCAAAAGGUAAUGACAAAAAAUUCCAGAAAAAAAAAUCCCAAACAACGAAGUUUGUCAGGAAAAAAGAGAAUUUAGAAGGCUGGUUUUGCUAGUUUCUCAUCUGUAGCUCCUUUCUGCCUCUGAUCCUGUCAGAAGUACCAAAGUCUAGUAUGGAGAAGGAGUCCGUCACACUGCAGAGUAUCAAUGUGAUGUAUGGACAGAAGUUAUCUUCAUUAUGGAAGAAAAGACACUUUGUGAAGAUGAUUCACUCAAUUAUUUUGCUUCUACUGAAUAUUUCCAUUUUAUCUUUUUUGCUCCAUAUCUGUAUGGCCUACCGUCUAUUUCCCACUUCAUAUUUUUAUUCUCACUAAUAAAAUACUUGGGAGUUGUACAUAAUUGGAGAAAGUACUUUUCAAGCACAGGAGCAGGUGCUCUAAAGUAAAUACGAAUACCCUGAUUCUCUUCCAUGUUGCAGGCAGACAUUGCUAGU